Messenger RNA from Mya arenaria, 1477 nucleotides. RefSeq names its product interferon-inducible GTPase 1-like. The transcript is spliced from 3 exons. The coding region runs from base 62 to 403 and encodes 113 amino acids. The record is from RefSeq and is a predicted model, not a curated record. Gene Ontology annotation, cellular component: membrane. NCBI's taxonomy places the organism in Eukaryota, Metazoa, Mollusca, Bivalvia, Myida, Myidae. Gene Ontology annotation, molecular function: GTP binding; GTPase activity.
CGACUGGAUGCAGCUGACACUAACAAUUUGAACGAUUUGGUAUUUGUGCGUUUGGCUAGCUAUGGAGGACGAUGUUAAAGAUGCGCCUAGGACUGCGAAUGCCGUGGUGAAUGGUUCUGAUGAGGAUACAACGGAUUCCUUUGGGCAUAUAACCAUGUCUGACGAAAUGCAAAAGGAAUAUGAGGAAACGCUUAGCACAGGGGGGAUUUCUGCUCUGCAGAAGAAGAUCAGCUCAGAGUUGAACCUUUGGCAAAAUAUAAUUAUACGGUUUGCUAUCAUUGGUGAAUCUGGAUCAGGCAAGUCCUCCUUUAUAAAUGCGAUGCUUGGACUAAGUGGCGACGAUCCUACAGCGGCAAAGGUAGGCUGUAAUGAGUGCACGACAGAAGACAUUAUCGUUUACUGACCUUCCUGGUGUAGGAACCCCCAAAUUUCCGAAAGAAUCUUACCUGGAAGCUGUGCAGUUUGAGAGUUUCGACUUCUUCAUAUUGAUUACACAGUGUCGGUUUAAGGAAAAUGACCUUUGGCUGGUUAACGAGAUUGAAAAACGUAAAAAGCAUUUCUAUUUCGUUAGAACCAAAAUAGACGUUGACAUAAGCUCAGACAAAAGAGCCCACCCACGUUCAGACAAUCGAGACAAGCUACUCCAGGAAAUUCGAAGCAACACAGCCGACAAAUUAAAAUCAGCAGGCGUCGGUUCAAGCAAUAUUUUCCUAAUAGACAACUAUGAUACAAGACUGUUUGAUUAUGAAAAAUUGAUGGAAAGACUCAUUGUCGACGCACUCAUAAAACAAUCAUUGAUCUUUUCGAUAUCGGCACUAAGUUCGAACGUACUCAAGGAAAAGGUAGCUACGCUUCGUUCGCGGAUAAAAUACCAGGCACUGCUUGCUUCAAUUGGAUCGCUUACCCCGAUUCCAGGAGUUGGAUUAGCUUGUGAAGUUGCAAUACUCCUGACGGAAGUGAGAUUUUACAAGUUGCAAUUGGGAACAGAUAAGGAAACGAUGGAGCAGCUGGCAGCAAAGAUGGGUAUGUCUCUGGAAUCGUUGUACAAGGACAUCGGUAUGACUUCGCAUUUUAUCUUAGCGUCAAGAGAUGCUUUCUUAGGAUGUAUGCUGAAACCAUUUUGUCUGAAACGUUGGAGAGCCUGCUUAAAGGGAGUAUUCCCAUUUUAGGACACUUAGUGUCUGCAGCGGCUAGCAUUCCUGCUUGUUUCUAUACAUUAAACCGUUUGCUGAACAUGUGCGAAAAAGAGGCUCAGAAUGUGAACAAAGCGUUCGAGCAAUGGGUGGUAAACCAAACAAGUACCUCAAUCGAGUGACUUUAAUAGGAUUCACAAUGCCAAACAUACACUUGUACAAUGUAUCGUGUUUAUUAGUUUACCAGUUUGUGUUUACAAACCGCUGCUCUGUUGAAUUAAUCAUAUCACCAUAUUUUCUUUAUGGUAGACAUAAGAACAAGUACAUUUAAACCGUCAAUCAGC